Molecule: messenger RNA, 380 nt
Organism: Medioppia subpectinata
Lineage: Eukaryota; Metazoa; Arthropoda; Arachnida; Sarcoptiformes; Oppiidae
Source: the annotation of a GenBank genome assembly
AUUCAGUUGACAGGACUAACAAUGAACUCCUUUUUAUCACUAGUUUUGUGUCUUUUGGUUGUAAUUUGUAUGAAUGAAGGCAUUAGUGAAGCGGGUGUUGUCUUAGAGGACGGCUGUAGUACACCGAGAUCUGGUCUCAACAGUAAUUUUGGCCAAUUGUUUGCCGCAAUUUCCAGACGGAAAAGACAGUCACACGAUGAGGAGUCAACCACUGAAUCAGAUAAAGGGGACCAUAAGGGCGGACACACUAACAAUAUUAAAGUACACGUCGACGUGAAAAAUCAUUGAUUCAAUUCUGUUUACUAUAAAUAAAUAAUAAAAAAUUCGCAAAACUUUAAAUGUUGUUUUCAUAAAUUGUCUUAUAUUUAUUUAACUAGCAC